GGACUGGGGAGCUGACAGCGCGCACUUCCCCCGCAGUUGCGACGGUGAAGAGAGCUCGUUGCGCUGGAACCCCACAGAUCCCCGGUGAAAAUGAAGGCGGCGGAUGAGCCUGCCUACCUGACAGUGGGAACUGAUGUCAGCGCCAAGUACCGAGGUGCCUUCUGUGAGGCAAAGAUUAAGACUGUGAAAAGGCUGGUAAAAGUUAAGGUACUCCUAAAACAGGACAAUACUACACAGUUGGUGCAGGAUGAUCAAGUAAAGGGUCCUUUAAGGGUCGGAGCUAUUGUUGAAACAAAAGCAUCUGAUGGAUCCUUUCAAGAAGCUAUUAUCAGCAAGUUGACAGAUGCUAGUUGGUAUACUGUAGUGUUUGAUGAUGGCGAUGAGCGAACACUAAGGCGUACCUCACUUUGCCUGAAAGGGGAGAGACAUUUUGCAGAGAGUGAGACGCUUGACCAGCUUCCAUUAACAAAUCCAGAACAUUUUGGAACUCCAGUUAUUGCAAAAAAGACAAACAGAGGACGAAGAUCUUCCCUUCCUGUAACGGAAGAUGAAAAGGAAGAAGAAAGCAGUGAAGAGGAGGAUGAGGAUAAGCGGCGUCUCAAUGACGAAUUAUUAGGAAAAGUUGUAAGUGUGAUAGCUACAUCGGAGAAUACAGAAUGGUGUCCUGCUUUGGUAAUUUCUCCCAGCUGUAAUGAUGACAUCACAGUGAAAAAAGACCAAUGUUUAGUUCGAUCAUUUACGGAUUCUAAAUUAAUGAGACCUGAGGAAGAACUUGAUCCUGAAGAGAGGGACAACUUCCUCCAACAGCUUUAUAAGUUUAUGGAAGACAGAGGUACCCCAAUCAACAAACCACCUGUGUUGGGCUACAAAGAUCUCAAUCUCUUCAAACUCUUCAGAUUAGUUUAUCAUCAGGGUGGAUGUGACAAUAUUGAUAGUGGUGCUGUAUGGAAGCAAAUUUAUAUGGACCUUGGCAUUCCUAUUUUGAAUUCAGCUGCUUCCUACAAUGUAAAAACUGCUUAUAGAAAGUAUCUCUAUGGUUUUGAGGAGUACUGCCGCUCUGCAAAUAUUCAGUUCAGAACUAUUCACCACCAUGAACCAAAAGUAAAAGAGGAAAAAAAAGACUUAGAAGAAUCAAUGGAAGAGGUGCUAAAAGAAGAUCAAGAAAUGCCUUUAGUAGAAGUGAAGAGCGAACCUGAGGAAAAUAUUGAUUCAAAUAGUGAAAGUGAAAGAGAAGAAAUAGAAUUAAAAUCUCCAAGGGGACGAAGGAGAAUUGUUCGAGAUGCAAAUUGUAUUACAAAAGAAAGUGAAGAGGAGAAACCAGAAGACAAAUUACAAGAUAAUGACACAGAAAGUAAGGAUGUAGAUGAUGACUAUGAAACUGCAGAGAAAAACGAAAACGAGCUACUCUUGGGGAGAAGAAAUGCACCAAAACCCAAAGAGAAGAAAGUGAAAAGGCAGGAGGACUCUGACAAAGAUUCAGAGGAAGAGGAAGAGAAAAGCCAAGAGAGGGGAGAAACUGAAAGCAAAUGUGAUUCUGAAGGAGAGGAGGAUGAGGAGGGCUCGGAGCCCUGCCUAACAGGAACCAAAGUGAAAGUAAAAUAUGGACGAGGGAAAACCCAGAAAAUUUAUGAAGCCAGUAUUAAAAGCACUGAAAUUGAUGAUGGAGAAGUUUUAUACUUGGUACAUUACUAUGGUUGGAAUGUCAGGUAUGAUGAAUGGGUGAAGGCUGACAGGAUAAUCUGGCCUUUGGACAAAGGUGGACCAAAGAAAAAACAGAAGAAAAAAGCUAAAAAUAAAGAAGACCUUGAGAAGGAUGAAAAGAGGGAGGAGGAGAGGCAGAAGUCAAAACGUGGACGACCUCCUUUAAAAUCUACCCUUUCGCCAAACAUGCCAUAUGGUUUGUCCAAGACACCAAACAGUGACGGAAAAUCAGAUUCUUGUUCCUCUGAUAGUGAAACAGAAGACCCUUUGGAAAAGAAUUUGAUGAAUGAAGAACUUUCUCCUGAUAUUAAAGAAGAAGUAGAAAAAAUUGAAAACUUAAAUGAUGAUAAAUUAAAUGAAGAAAAUCCAAAGAUUGCACAUAUAUUAAAAGAAAACGAUAGGACUCACAUGCAACCUUUAGAAACCCUGAAGUUAGAAGUUGGAGAAAAUGAACAAUUAGUUCAGAUUUUUGGAAACAAAGAGGAUCAAGUAGUAGAAGUUAAGAAGGAAGUAGAAAAAUCUCCAAAAGGAAAGGGAAGAAGGAACAAGGCAAAAGACCUUUCUUUGGAAAUUAUAAAGAUUUCAUCGUUCAGUCAGGAUGAAGCAGCAUGUGAACCUCAAAUAGAGACGACUCAGAAUCUAGAAUUUUCUUCAUUGGACAGCAGAGACUUUUCUUCCACUGAAGAUGAGAUGGACCAAUGUGUGAAAGAAAAAAAGUUAAAGCGGAAAAUACUAGGACAGUCAUCACCAGAUAAAAAAUUAAGAAUUGAGAAUGGGAUGGAGAUGACAAAUAACUUAUCACAAGAAAGGACCGGUGAUUGUGUGGGCUCUGAGGGCGUGAAAAGCUUAAAUUGUGAACAGCACUUUGAAACAGAAAAUGAGGGGAUGCCAUCGUUAAUAGCAGAAUCAGACCAAUGCAUUCAAGAACUGACUAGUGAAACACCUGAUGGCCCAGCUGAAGAAACUGCAAAUACUCCCCUCAAAGGAGAGGAGGGCACCAUGCCUCUGAUCGGGCCUGAAACCUUGGUUUGCCAUGAAGUCGAUUUGGACGAUUUGGACGAGAAGGAUAAGAGCAGUAUUGAGGAUGUGGUGGUAGAAAGCUCUGAAUCAAAUUCUUUGGUUUCUGUUCCGCCUUCCCUGCCUCCUGCAGCUUCGCCACUUACGCCCAGUCAAGACGAGUCUCGGAGUGUGAAGAGCGAAAGUGACGCAGCGGUCGAGGUUGAGAGUAUUGCCGAAGAAUGUCAAGAAGGUCUCUGUGAGAGGGGAUCAGCAAAUGGAUUUGAAGCCAGCAUAGCUGCUGGUACUUGUAGUAUAAUUAUACAGGAAAGAGAGAACAGAGAAAAGGCUCAAAAAAGGCCAAGCGAUGGAAAUAGUGGAUUAUUGACAAAAAAGCAAAAGCGUACCCCAAAGCGAACAAGUGUAGCCAAAAGCGAAAAGAACGGAGCAGGACAGAGCAGUGAUAGUGAAGAUCUUCCUGCCAUAGACAAUUCAAGUAAAUGUACUCCAGUAAAGCAUCUUAGUGUAUCCAAGCCACAGAAGAUUGCUCGGUCUCCGGCAAGAAUAUCACCUCACGUUAAAGAUGGAGAAAAAGAUAAACACAGAGAAAAACAUGCAAAUUCAUCUCCUAGGACGUAUAAGUGGAGCUUUCAACUCAAUGAAUUAGACAAUAUGAAUAGUACAGAGAGAAUCUCUUUCCUUCAAGAAAAGUUACAGGAAAUCAGAAAAUAUUACAUGUCUUUGAAGUCUGAAGUUGCAACUAUAGAUAGGAGGAGAAAGAGAUUAAAAAAGAAAGACAGAGAAGUGUCUCAUGCAGGCGCUUCCAUGUCAUCUGCUUCAUCAGACACCGGAAUGAGUCCCUCGUCGUCUUCCCCUCCGCAAAACGUACUUGCUGUGGAAUGCAGGUGAUACAUGCUUUCUCUGCCUGCCUAGCAGUGUGCUGCCAUGGACAUAAAUCCCCAAACCCUGAAAUACAACCACAGAAAGCACUCAACUGGUUUGACUUUGCCAAGUAUAUCUUGUAUACUUUCCCCGGCUGGAUUGUAUCUACUCCUUUCUCUUUUCUUUCUUCCUCUUGCAAAAUAUAAGCCGAUUAAUAAUUGAAGGUUAGGGAGCCUGCCACAUUUGUCAUAUUUUUCCCUUUUAAUUCUUUUCAUUAUUUGUGAAUAUAGAAAAAGAAGGGCAAGGGCACUUAGCAAAUUUAAAUUUGUGUAAUAAAUAAAGCUUUCAGGUGUUAUAGAAUUCAUAGACAAGCAAGUGCACAUGAUUAACAUCAAAAUAUUAUCCAGCUGAAUAGUUACUGCUGCACUUUCACUAAGAUGUAUUUUGAACACUUGGUGAGUUGGGGGUUUAUGUUGUGUGUGUGUGUUUUUUAAUUUUUGUUGUUUUUUAUUUUUGUGGAAGCACUUGCUAUUUAGAACUGCCAAAGUAUAUGUUCAGCAGUGUGCCCAGUUUUAAAGGUGUAAAUGGGACAAAAUAAAUUGUGAAAGGAAGUGUAGUUGGCUGAAAACUACAGUUGUCAUAAGUCUUCCACUUUUUAUAGGAUUUUUGAGCACACAAUUAUGCAAAUAUUUUAAUGUUUAUUAAUGUUUACAGUGGAAUUGUGAAUAAGUUUUCAGUGGACUAUCUUAUCCCUUGACAAAAAUAUUUUGUCUUUUUUCUAUGUAAUUUCAGAGUUUUUAUUUUGUUACAAAAAGACAAAAAUGAAAUAUAUAACAACAAUGAAGUUAUUUAACAAGAUUUCUAAAGGUGAAAAUUUUGUGUAAAAUAAGGUAUUAUCUUGCAACUUGUUAAAUAUAUUUAUUCAGACAUUGGAUGUUGUAUUUUUAUGUAUUUUUUAAAAUAUUAAUAAAAUUGAAAAAAAGAAAAUUCUAGGUUAAUUCACUCUUUGGAUGACACUAGCUCUCAGCUGUCCCCUUUACAGGCAGUUGUGUGCAGCAGCCGUGCCUGUAUUGAAGGGGGUCUGUCUCAGUCCUUCUAACAGAACUCGGAAUGGGCAUCUGGAUCACUGAAGUAUGUCCUCGUGUUGAAACUUUGGCAGUCCUAGUAUUUCAUCUGUUUUGAGGAUCAAGUUUUGGGUUGCCCUUAAGAUAUUUCGUCAGUUUUUAUGUUUGCUAUACUGCCGAAUAAAUUCCUAUCUCCCAAAGUUGAGAUGCAACAACUAAGUAAAGCAACUAUGUAUGCUUUUGUCUGUGAAUUGUUCCACAGACUGAUACAUUUUGUAAAUAAUUCUUCCAAAAUCAUGUAUUUAAAGCAGUUUUGCAUAUACAGUAUGUAAAAAAGAUGAUUUUUUAAAAAAAUCAAUUUUUAAAUUCAUUUGUACAUUGAAAGGGGCUUUUUAAAGCUCCUUUUCUGUGUUUAAUAUGCUGUAGAGUAAUAACCUAGAUGCUCUAGACUGUAUGUCAUAUCUGAUUUACAAGAACAAAGUCAGAGCUAAACACUAGUGAUGACAUAGCAUUACUGAAAUCAUUGUUUCCUAGUUUCCUUUUACCACAUUGUGAACUUGUGAUUCAGAUUCCUUCCAUUUUUGCAGAGAAUUAAAAGCAAAAAAAGUA
This is a messenger RNA of Echinops telfairi (small Madagascar hedgehog), 5252 nucleotides long. It is a transcript of the gene ARID4A, whose product is annotated as AT-rich interaction domain 4A. The transcript is spliced from 23 exons. The record is from RefSeq and is a predicted model, not a curated record. Gene Ontology annotation, cellular component: nucleus. Bases 91 to 3606 code for a protein of 1171 amino acids. Gene Ontology annotation, molecular function: transcription cis-regulatory region binding. Gene Ontology annotation, biological process: regulation of transcription by RNA polymerase II. Lineage: Eukaryota; Metazoa; Chordata; Mammalia; Afrosoricida; Tenrecidae.